AUGCCCAGAUCUAACAAUAAUGAUAUUGAAACAGAUGGCGAUUUUUAUCCUGGACGUUCGGACAGUUGGAAUGCUCUUGAUGGUACGUGGACCAGAAGAUUCCUGCGCGAAGUAAUAGAGAUGGACCGAUAUUUAUACAAUGACAUGAAAAAUAAGGUAAUUUCGUUUCAAUUAAAUUGUGGAAAGGGAACUCCUGAUCAGCUACCUCCUGAUUCAGGGAAGCAUCAGCUACCUCCUGGUCCUCACCUUCGCGAUUCCACUUGUUCUUUUUCUGUGGAUUCAGAACAUGCUGACUUAACUAUAUAUCAUUUUUGGGAAGAGGUGAUAUCAAAAAGAAAUCGACUUAAACUCAGAAAGGAACUUGAUGCUGAGAGUAUCGAACUAUUAAGAAUAUCAAGCAAAUUCCAGUCACAAAACAUUCAAAAAGAUUACGAAGAUUUGAUGAAUCCUUCGUGUGACAAGCAUUUUCUUGAUAGCACCGCAAAUAAUGAAAUAAUAGCUAAAAAGAUUAAAACCAACCAAGAUUCUUCCAAGAAAAAAUUACCACCAAACAUGCUUCCUGAUGGUACCAGAUUUGAUAAAGCGACUCCGCUGAAUCUCAUACCGUCAGACGAAAGUGAAGACGAAAGUGUAGAUGAUAAUCCAUCAUUAAUAUUCGUUAAUGAUGACGAAGAUGACGAAAAUGAUAAUGUUCCUGAUCCGAAUGAAAUUCCUGAUUUAUUCCCUAACCCGCAAAUGUGGAGUCUUCCUUCAGGCAAAUCUGUUGAAGAUAUCUUCGCAAUGAAUGUGUCCAAAUAUUCAAAAGCAUAUAAACAGAAGAAAAGGCUGACAUCUAUAGAAAAGGCAACCUUACGAUACGGUGCUUCAAAAAUAAUAGAUUUGUCUGCACACAUGAGAGCUUGGUUUCUCCUACCUGAUAGGCAUUUUAUGACCAAAAAUCAUGAGACAUUGCUUACCAUCCCGGAACUGCCCGAUGAUGUCAACACGUUUAUUUUAAAAGUUGAAAAGGAGUUUUCCGUGCGUGCUACUACUGAUAAGACAAUUUCUGAUCGAUGUCGUUCUGGCCGUAUCAACCAAUCAAUUUUAAAUGGUCUACUGAGGCUCGACUGGAAAGAUGAACAAAUAAAACUUGUAAAAGUGCCUUUCAUACAGUUUGCUGGGAUUAAUGGUCAGAUGUUGAUAGAAGUUUUGAUGAACGGGUUCUAUAUAAUUUCAGGACCAAAAUUUCAGUUGCCCACCAAGCUUGCUCAGAUCGAAAAGCUAAAGUCAACUGUAAAAGUCACCAAAUAUAUCAUGGAAAUGUAUAGAGAAAUUAGCAAUUUAAUAAAUAAUCUAGAGAUCGGGUAUCAUACUUUUGAUGAUAUCUUUAAGGUCGAUGAGCCUGACACGACUAACGAAUUUUCUAAUUAUCCGCAAGACAAACAAGAACGUUGGCAAGAUAAAAGUAAUAAUUAUCAUCAAGCAAAGGUUAUGGAAAUAUGGACUUUUAAGCAUUGA
Molecule: messenger RNA, 1497 nt
Organism: Scutellospora calospora
Lineage: Eukaryota; Fungi; Glomeromycota; Glomeromycetes; Diversisporales; Gigasporaceae
Source: the annotation of a GenBank genome assembly